AUGGCCACUGAUACUGUCGACAGUGCAAGCUCAGCAGUCAUCGUUCGCUUGGCCUACGUUCCAACCUUUAGGGAUCCUGAAUUCUUAUAUGCUACUGUACCUAUUGCCAUUUGGUCCGAAAUCGAGAUGAGUCUCGCUAUCACCGCUGGCUCGCUUCCCACCCUGCGCCCACUGUACCGAGUCGCCGCCAAGAAGUUCAGCUGGAAGACCAGCUUCUUCAGCGCACGCAGAUCUGGUCCUGCCUCCAGAGCAACUGUCAAUAUUGGGGGUUCCGGACUUAGACUUGGCUCUUCAUUUAGUAGAAAGGAGUCAGACUAUGCUUCUUGCGGGGAGUCUGAGCGCAAGAUUGUCAACGCGGAGAGUGAGGAGUUUGUGCUUGAGGACCGGAGGCCUGUGACAGGGGGGAAAUUCAUGGAUAUCAAUAAAGAGAUUCAUGUUCAGGUUGACUAUGAGGAUGGAAACAAGAAACGAUCAUCAAAGACCGCACACAACAGAGAGCUCGAGGUACAUGGGAUAUGCGAGCAGUUGUUGCACAAAGUGGAAACCCUUGAGCAAGCGUUGGAAGUCAAGGGUGAAGAAUGCAAGAAGCUCGAAGUAACAGUGGUAGCUCAUGAAAAGAGAAUCGAGGAACUGGUCGGCAAGGUUAACCUGUUCGAAGGAGGUUCACUUCCCACACACGAGGAGCCGGAAAUUGCCGCAACAGCAAUUCGACGAUACAACGAGCAGAUCACGCAACUCCGAAAGGAGGUCGAGGGGCUCAACUGUGAGCUUGCAGAGGGGAAGAGAAACUCCAAAGCCAACAAAUAG
Messenger RNA from Didymosphaeria variabile, 807 nucleotides. RefSeq lists its product as uncharacterized. Lineage: Eukaryota; Fungi; Ascomycota; Dothideomycetes; Pleosporales; Didymosphaeriaceae. Bases 1 to 807 code for a protein of 268 amino acids. The transcript is spliced from 2 exons. The record is from RefSeq and is a predicted model, not a curated record.